Diaporthe citri is the source of this 1161-nucleotide messenger RNA. RefSeq lists its product as uncharacterized. NCBI's taxonomy places the organism in Eukaryota, Fungi, Ascomycota, Sordariomycetes, Diaporthales, Diaporthaceae. The transcript is spliced from 2 exons. The record is from RefSeq and is a predicted model, not a curated record. Bases 1 to 1161 code for a protein of 386 amino acids.
AUGUCGUAUCAGCUGGGAAUCACCUCCAUGUCGCUGGGGCGCGCCACAGCCGGCCACUCCCUCACACACAAGCUCAACAUGGCCCAGAAAUACGGCUACAAAGGGAUCGAACUGUUCUUCGAAGACUUUUAUGAGGAGGCAACCGCCCGUUUUGGGAAUGGGGCACCCCCUUCCAAAGAAGCUCAGCUGGAGGCCGCACGAUACGUGCGUGCUCUCUGUGCCGAGCGCGACUUGUUCAUCAUCUGCUUGCAGCCCUUCGCACACUACGAGGGCCUUGUGGACAGAAAAGCACAUGAGGAGCAGAUCGAGAAAUUAUAUUUCUGGAUCGAACUUGCCCACGAGCUGGGAACCGACAUGAUCCAGGUCCCCUCUUCAUUCCUCCCCGCGGACCAGGUGUCCGAGGACAUGAACCUCAUUGUCUCCGACCUGCAGAAAAUCGCAGACAUCGGAGCAGCAGCCUCCCCUCCCAUCCGAUAUGUGUACGAGUCCCUCUGCUGGGGAACUCGCUCGGACCUGUGGGAGACCUCCUGGGAGAUCGUGAAGAAGAUCGACAGGGACAACUUUGGCCUCUGCCUCGACAGCUUCAACAUCGCGGGCAGGAUAUACGCCGACCCCUGCGCGGCCUCGGGAAAGUGCGAGAACGCCGAGGAGGUAGUCCGGCAGUCCAUGGAGAGGCUGGUCAGGGAGAUGAAGCCAUACAUCCACAAGGUGUUCUACGUCCAGGUCGUCGACGCCGAGAGGCUCUCGGCGCCGCUCGUCGAGGGCCACGCCUUCUACAGCGCCGAGCAGCCCUCCCGCAUGAGCUGGAGCCGCAACUGCCGCCUCUUCUACGGGGAGGCCGAGUACGGCGCCUACCUGCCCGUCCGCGAGAUCUGCGACACCAUCUUCAACAGGCUGUACUUCAAGGGCUGGGUCAGCCUGGAGCUCUUCAACCGCCGCAUGGGCGACACCGACAAGGACGUCCCCGAGGAGCUGGCCCGCCGCGGCGCCGUCUCGUGGCACAAGCUGAUCAGGGACAUGAAGCUCAAGAUGGACGACGAGCCCGCCCCCGUGCCGUACGCGCCGGUCGUCUCGUAUCCCCAGACGCUGGAGACUGCGCAGAAGGCGGUGUCGGCCUGGGUCCAGGGAUUCAGGUCCAAGGUGGUUGACUUUGGGAAAUGA